Messenger RNA from Mastomys coucha (southern multimammate mouse), 9233 nucleotides. It is a transcript of the gene Crebbp, whose product is annotated as CREB binding protein. The transcript is spliced from 31 exons. Gene Ontology annotation, cellular component: nucleus; transcription regulator complex; histone acetyltransferase complex. Gene Ontology annotation, biological process: positive regulation of transcription by RNA polymerase II. The record is from RefSeq and is a predicted model, not a curated record. Gene Ontology annotation, molecular function: transcription coactivator activity; zinc ion binding; protein binding. Lineage: Eukaryota; Metazoa; Chordata; Mammalia; Rodentia; Muridae. The coding region runs from base 788 to 8113 and encodes 2441 amino acids.
UUUUUUUUUUUAAUUGAGGAAUCAACAGCCGCCAUCUUGUCGCGGAUCCGACCGGGGCUUCGAGCGCGAUCUACUCGGCCCCGCCGGUCCCGGGCCCCACAACCAGCCGCGCACCCCGCUCCGCCUGGCCGGCCCGCUCCGCCCGGCCCUCGGCGCCCGCCCCGGCGGCCCGGCUCGCCUCUCGUCUCGGCCUCCCGGAGCCCGGCGGCGGCGGCGGCGGCCGCGGCGGCCGCGGCGGCGGCGGCACGGGGUGGGGGGGCCGCGGCGCGGCGGCGGCCCCGCUCGGCGCAUUGUUUUUCCUCACGGCGGCGGCGGGCCGCGGGCGGGCGGCGGAGCCCAGAGCCCCCCGGUCGUCCGGCCGCGGGCGAAUUCAUUAAGUGGGGCGCGCGGGGGGGGGGCGGCGAGGCGGCGGCGGUACCACCAUGUUCCCGGGCGCCGCCUGAGCCGCGGGGCCGGGCGCCGUCGCUGCCAGCCGGGCCCGUGGAGGCGGCCGGGCCGCUUGGGCGCCCGGGCCGCGGAGUGUCGCGCUCGGGAGGUGGGCAGGGGAUGAGGGGGCCGCGGCCGGCGGCGGCGGCGGCCGGGGGCGGGCGGUGAGCGCUGCGGGGCGCUGUUGCUGAGGCUGAGAUUUGGCCGCCGCCUCCCCCACCCGGCCUGCGCCCUCCGCGGCCCGGCCCGCGCUCCUGCGCUCGCUCCUCGCUGGCUCGCCUGCUCGCAGCCGCCGGCCCGACCCCCGUCCGGGCCGCGUCGCGCCGCCCGCGCUCAGGGCUGUUUCCGCGAGCAGGUGAAGAUGGCCGAGAACUUGCUGGACGGACCGCCCAACCCCAAACGAGCCAAACUCAGCUCGCCCGGCUUCUCCACGAAUGACAGCACAGAUUUUGGAUCAUUGUUUGACUUGGAAAAUGAUCUUCCUGAUGAGCUGAUCCCCAAUGGAGAAUUAAGCCUUUUAAACAGUGGGAACCUUGUUCCAGAUGCUGCGUCCAAACAUAAACAACUGUCAGAGCUUCUUAGAGGAGGCAGCGGCUCUAGCAUCAACCCAGGGAUAGGCAAUGUGAGUGCCAGCAGCCCUGUGCAACAGGGCCUUGGUGGCCAGGCUCAGGGGCAGCCAAACAGUACAAACAUGGCCAGUUUAGGUGCCAUGGGCAAGAGCCCUCUGAACCAAGGAGACUCAUCAACACCCAACCUGCCCAAACAGGCAGCCAGCACCUCUGGGCCCACUCCCCCUGCCUCCCAAGCACUGAAUCCACAAGCACAAAAGCAAGUGGGGCUGGUGACCAGUAGUCCUGCCACAUCACAGACUGGACCUGGGAUCUGCAUGAAUGCUAACUUCAACCAGACCCACCCAGGCCUUCUCAAUAGUAACUCUGGCCAUAGCUUAAUGAAUCAGGCUCAACAAGGGCAAGCUCAAGUCAUGAAUGGAUCUCUUGGGGCUGCUGGAAGAGGAAGGGGAGCUGGAAUGCCCUACCCUGCUCCAGCCAUGCAGGGGGCCACAAGCAGUGUGCUGGCCGAGACCUUGACACAGGUUUCCCCACAAAUGGCUGGCCAUGCUGGACUGAAUACAGCACAGGCAGGAGGCAUGACCAAGAUGGGAAUGACUGGUACUACAAGUCCAUUUGGACAACCCUUUAGUCAAACUGGAGGUCAGCAGAUGGGAGCCACUGGAGUGAACCCCCAAUUAGCCAGCAAACAGAGCAUGGUCAAUAGUUUGCCUGCUUUUCCUACAGAUAUCAAGAAUACUUCAGUCACCACUGUGCCAAAUAUGUCCCAGUUGCAAACAUCAGUGGGAAUUGUACCCACACAAGGAAUUGCAACAGGCCCCACAGCAGACCCUGAGAAACGCAAACUGAUACAGCAGCAGCUGGUUCUACUGCUUCACGCCCACAAGUGUCAGAGACGAGAGCAAGCGAAUGGAGAGGUUCGAGCCUGUUCUCUCCCACACUGUCGGACCAUGAAAAAUGUUUUGAAUCACAUGACACAUUGCCAGGCUGGGAAAGCCUGCCAAGUUGCCCAUUGUGCAUCUUCACGACAAAUCAUCUCUCAUUGGAAGAACUGCACACGACAUGACUGUCCUGUUUGCCUCCCUUUGAAAAAUGCCAGUGACAAGCGAAACCAACAAACCAUCCUGGGAUCCCCAGCUAGUGGAAUUCAAAACACAAUUGGUUCUGUUGGUGCAGGGCAACAGAAUGCCACUUCUUUAAGUAACCCGAAUCCCAUAGACCCCAGCUCCAUGCAGCGGGCCUAUGCUGCUCUAGGACUCCCCUACAUGAACCAGCCUCAGACGCAGCUGCAGCCUCAGGUUCCUGGCCAGCAACCAGCACAGCCUCCAGCCCACCAGCAGAUGAGGACUCUCAAUGCCCUGGGAAACAACCCAAUGAGUAUUCCAACAGGAGGAAUAACAACAGAUCAGCAGCCACCAAACUUGAUUUCAGAAUCAGCUCUUCCAACUUCCUUGGGGGCUACCAAUCCACUGAUGAAUGAUGGCUCAAACUCUGGCAGCAUUGGAAGCCUCAGCACGGUACCCACAGCAGCCCCUCCUUCCAGCACUGGUGUCCGGAAAGGCUGGCAUGAGCAUGUGACUCAGGACCUGCGGAGCCAUCUAGUCCAUAAACUUGUUCAAGCCAUCUUCCCGACUCCUGACCCUGCAGCUCUGAAAGAUCGCCGCAUGGAGAACCUGGUUGCUUAUGCUAAGAAAGUGGAGGGAGACAUGUAUGAGUCUGCUAAUAGCAGGGAUGAAUACUAUCAUUUAUUAGCAGAGAAAAUCUAUAAAAUACAAAAAGAACUAGAAGAAAAACGGAGGUCUCGUUUACAUAAACAAGGCAUCCUGGGUAACCAGCCAGCUUUACCAGCUCCUGGGGCUCAGCCCCCUGUGAUCCCACCAACCCAGUCUGUAAGACCUCCAAAUGGGCCCCUGCCUUUACCAGUGAAUCGCAUGCAGGUUUCUCAAGGGAUGAAUUCAUUUAACCCAAUGUCCCUGGGGAACGUCCAGUUGCCACAGGCACCCAUGGGACCUCGUGCAGCGUCCCCCAUGAACCACUCUGUCCAGAUGAACAGCAUGGCCUCAGUCCCGGGGAUGGCCAUUUCUCCUUCCCGGAUGCCUCAGCCUCCGAAUAUGAUGGGCACCCAUGCCAACAAUAUUAUGGCCCAGGCACCUACUCAGAACCAGUUUCUGCCACAGAACCAGUUUCAGUCAUCCAGUGGGGCAAUGAGUGUGAACAGUGUGGGCAUGGGGCAGCCAGCAACGCAGGCAGGUGUUUCACAGGGCCAGGUGCCUGGAGGUGCUCUUCCUAACCCUCUGACCAUGCUGGCGCCCCAGGCCAGCCAGCUGCCUUGCCCACCAGUGACACAGUCACCAUUGCACCCGACUCCACCUCCUGCUUCCACAGCUGCUGGCAUGCCCUCUCUUCAACAUCCAACACCACCUGGGAUGACCCCUCCCCAGCCAGCAGCUCCCACUCAGCCAUCCACUCCUGUGUCAUCUGGGCAGACUCCUACCCCAACUCCUGGCUCAGUGCCCAGCGCUGCCCAAACACAGAGUACCCCUACAGUCCAGGCAGCAGCACAGGCUCAGGUGACUCCACAGCCUCAGACCCCAGUGCAGCCACCAUCUGUGGCUACUCCUCAGUCAUCACAGCAGCAACCAACGCCUGUGCAUACUCAGCCUCCUGGCACACCGCUUUCUCAGGCAGCAGCCAGCAUUGAUAAUAGAGUCCCUACUCCCUCCUCUGUGACCAGUGCUGAAACCAGUUCCCAGCAGCCAGGACCUGAUGUGCCCAUGCUGGAAAUGAAGACGGAGGCGCAGACAGAUGAUGCGGAGCCUGAGCCUGCCGAAGCCAAAGGGGAGCCUCAGUCUGAGAUGAUGGAAGAAGAUUUGCAGGGUUCUUCCCAAGUAAAAGAAGAAACAGAUAUGACAGAGCAGAAGUCAGAACCAAUGGAAGUAGAAGAAAAGAAACCCGAAGUAAAAGUGGAAGCUAAAGAGGAAGAAGAGAACAGUGCUAAUGGCACAGCCUCACAAUCAACAUCCCCUUCCCAGCCACGCAAAAAAAUCUUUAAACCCGAGGAGCUACGCCAGGCACUUAUGCCGACUCUAGAAGCACUCUAUCGACAGGACCCGGAGUCUUUGCCUUUUCGUCAGCCUGUAGAUCCUCAGCUCCUAGGAAUCCCAGAUUAUUUUGAUAUUGUGAAGAAUCCUAUGGACCUUUCUACCAUCAAACGAAAGCUGGACACAGGGCAAUAUCAAGAACCCUGGCAGUAUGUGGAUGAUGUCUGGCUUAUGUUCAACAAUGCAUGGCUAUAUAACCGGAAGACAUCCCGGGUAUAUAAAUUUUGCAGUAAACUUGCAGAGGUCUUUGAACAAGAAAUUGACCCUGUCAUGCAAUCUCUUGGAUAUUGCUGUGGACGAAAGUAUGAGUUCUCCCCACAGACUCUGUGCUGUUAUGGAAAGCAGCUGUGUACAAUCCCUCGAGAUGCCGCCUACUACAGCUAUCAGAACAGGUAUCAUUUCUGUGAGAAGUGUUUCACAGAGAUCCAGGGCGAGAAUGUGACCCUGGGUGACGACCCUUCCCAACCUCAGACGACAAUUUCCAAGGAUCAAUUUGAAAAGAAGAAAAAUGAUACCUUAGAUCCUGAACCUUUUGUUGACUGCAAAGAGUGUGGCCGGAAGAUGCAUCAGAUUUGCGUUCUACACUAUGACAUCAUUUGGCCUUCAGGUUUUGUGUGUGACAACUGCUUGAAGAAAACUGGCAGACCUCGGAAAGAAAACAAAUUCAGUGCUAAGAGGCUGCAGACCACACGAUUGGGAAACCACUUGGAAGACCGAGUGAACAAGUUUUUGCGGCGCCAGAAUCACCCUGAAGCUGGGGAGGUUUUUGUCAGAGUGGUGGCCAGCUCAGACAAGACGGUGGAGGUCAAGCCGGGAAUGAAGUCAAGGUUCGUGGAUUCGGGAGAAAUGUCUGAGUCUUUCCCAUAUCGCACCAAAGCACUCUUUGCUUUUGAGGAGAUCGAUGGAGUUGAUGUGUGCUUUUUUGGGAUGCAUGUGCAAGAAUAUGGCUCUGAUUGCCCCCCACCAAAUACAAGGCGUGUAUACAUAUCUUAUCUGGACAGUAUUCAUUUCUUCCGGCCCCGCUGCCUCCGGACAGCUGUUUACCAUGAGAUCCUCAUUGGAUAUCUAGAGUAUGUGAAGAAAUUGGGGUAUGUGACAGGACACAUCUGGGCCUGUCCCCCAAGUGAAGGAGAUGACUAUAUCUUUCAUUGCCAUCCCCCUGACCAGAAAAUCCCCAAACCAAAACGACUACAGGAGUGGUACAAGAAGAUGCUGGACAAGGCAUUCGCAGAGAGGAUCAUUAACGACUAUAAGGACAUCUUCAAACAAGCCAACGAAGACAGACUCACGAGUGCCAAGGAGUUGCCCUAUUUUGAAGGGGAUUUCUGGCCUAAUGUGCUGGAAGAAAGCAUUAAGGAGCUAGAACAAGAAGAAGAAGAGAGGAAAAAAGAAGAGAGUACUGCAGCUAGCGAGACUCCUGAGGGCAGUCAGGGUGACAGCAAGAAUGCCAAGAAAAAGAACAACAAGAAGACCAACAAAAACAAAAGCAGCAUUAGCCGAGCCAACAAGAAGAAGCCCAGCAUGCCCAAUGUUUCCAACGACCUGUCACAGAAGCUGUAUGCCACCAUGGAGAAGCACAAGGAGGUCUUCUUUGUGAUUCAUCUGCAUGCUGGGCCUGUUAUCAGCACUCAGCCCCCCAUCGUGGACCCUGAUCCCCUGCUUAGCUGUGACCUCAUGGAUGGGCGUGAUGCCUUCCUCACCCUGGCCAGAGACAAGCAUUGGGAAUUCUCUUCCUUACGCCGCUCCAAAUGGUCCACUCUGUGCAUGCUGGUGGAGCUGCACACACAGGGCCAGGACCGCUUUGUCUAUACCUGCAAUGAGUGCAAACACCAUGUAGAAACACGCUGGCACUGCACUGUGUGUGAGGACUAUGACCUUUGUAUCAAUUGCUACAACACAAAGAGCCACACCCAUAAGAUGGUGAAAUGGGGGCUAGGCCUAGAUGAUGAGGGCAGCAGUCAGGGUGAGCCACAGUCCAAGAGCCCCCAGGAAUCCCGGCGUCUCAGCAUCCAACGCUGCAUCCAGUCCCUGGUGCAUGCCUGCCAGUGUCGCAAUGCCAACUGCUCGCUGCCGUCUUGCCAGAAGAUGAAGCGAGUCGUGCAGCACACCAAGGGCUGCAAGCGCAAGACUAAUGGAGGGUGCCCAGUGUGCAAGCAGCUCAUUGCUCUUUGCUGCUACCACGCCAAACACUGCCAAGAAAAUAAAUGCCCUGUGCCCUUCUGCCUCAACAUCAAACACAAGCUCCGCCAGCAGCAGAUCCAGCACCGCCUGCAGCAGGCUCAGCUCAUGCGCCGGCGAAUGGCAACCAUGAACACCCGCAAUGUGCCUCAGCAGAGUUUGCCUUCUCCUACCUCAGCACCACCCGGGACUCCUACACAGCAGCCCAGCACACCCCAAACACCACAGCCCCCAGCCCAGCCUCAGCCUUCACCUGUAAACAUGUCACCAGCUGGCUUCCCUAAUGUAGCCCGGACUCAGCCCCCCACAAUAGUGUCUGCUGGGAAGCCUACCAACCAGGUGCCAGCUCCCCCACCCCCUGCCCAGCCCCCACCUGCAGCAGUAGAAGCAGCCCGGCAAAUUGAACGUGAGGCCCAGCAGCAGCAGCACCUGUACAGAGCAAACAUCAACAAUGGCAUGCCCCCAGGGCGUGCUGGUAUGGGAACCCCAGGAAGCCAAAUGGCUCCUGUGGGCCUGAAUGUGCCCCGUCCCAACCAAGUCAGUGGGCCUGUCAUGUCUAGCAUGCCACCUGGGCAGUGGCAGCAGGCACCCAUCCCUCAGCAGCAGCCGAUGCCAGGCAUGCCCAGGCCUGUAAUGUCUAUGCAGGCACAGGCAGCGGUGGCUGGGCCACGAAUGCCCAAUGUGCAGCCGCCAAGGAGCAUCUCGCCAAGUGCCCUGCAAGACCUGCUUCGGACCCUAAAGUCACCCAGCUCUCCUCAACAGCAGCAGCAGGUGCUGAACAUCCUCAAAUCUAACCCACAGCUAAUGGCAGCUUUCAUCAAACAGCGCACAGCCAAGUAUGUGGCCAAUCAGCCUGGCAUGCAGCCCCAGCCCGGACUUCAAUCCCAGCCUGGUAUGCAGCCUCAGCCUGGCAUGCACCAGCAGCCUAGCUUGCAAAACCUGAACGCAAUGCAAGCUGGUGUGCCACGGCCUGGUGUGCCUCCACCACAACAGGCAAUGGGAGGCCUGAACCCCCAGGGACAGGCUCUGAACAUCAUGAACCCGGGACACAACCCCAACAUGGCAAACAUGAAUCCACAGUACCGAGAAAUGGUGAGGAGACAGCUGCUACAGCACCAACAGCAGCAGCAGCAGCAACAGCAGCAGCAGCAGCAACAGCAAAGCAGUGCUAGCUUAGCUGGGGGCAUGGCAGGACACAGCCAGUUCCAGCAGCCACAAGGACCUGGAGGCUACGCCCCAGCCAUGCAACAGCAACGCAUGCAACAGCACCUCCCCAUCCAAGGCAGCUCCAUGGGCCAGAUGGCUGCUCCAAUGGGACAACUUGGCCAGAUGGGGCAGCCUGGGCUAGGGGCAGACAGCACCCCUAAUAUCCAGCAGGCCCUGCAGCAGCGGAUUCUGCAGCAGCAGCAGAUGAAGCAACAAAUUGGGUCACCAGGCCAGCCGAACCCCAUGAGCCCCCAGCAACACAUGCUCUCAGGACAGCCACAGGCCUCACAUCUCCCUGGCCAGCAGAUCGCCACAUCCCUUAGUAACCAGGUGCGGUCUCCAGCCCCUGUGCAGUCUCCACGGCCCCAAUCCCAACCUCCACAUUCCAGCCCGUCACCACGGAUACAGCCCCAGCCUUCACCACACCAUGUUUCACCCCAGACUGGUUCCCCUCACCCCGGACUCGCAGUCACCAUGGCCAGCUCCAUGGAUCAGGGACACCUGGGAAACCCUGAACAGAGUGCAAUGCUCCCCCAGCUGAAUACCCCCAACAGGAGCGCACUGUCCAGUGAACUGUCCCUGGUUGGUGAUACCACGGGAGACACGCUAGAAAAGUUUGUGGAGGGUUUGUAGCAUUAUGAGAGCAUUGGGUGUUUGUUUUUUUGUUUUGUUUUUCUUUUGUUUUGGGGAUUUGGGGUUUUUUUUUUUUGUUUUUUGUUUUUUUGUUUUGUUUUUUCUUUUUGUUUUUUUGGGGGGUUUUUUGUUUGUUUUGUUUUGUUUUUGUUUUUCUCCUCUCCCUCCCCUUUCAUGUUUUUGGACUUUUUGUACUGAAAAUCCAGGCAUCUGGGCUCUUUUUAUUAAGCCUAGAUGGGACUGUGACUCCCAAGCAUGGAAGGGCAGAUUGAUGUUUAAAGAAACAAUACAAAGAAUAUAUUUUUUUGUUAAAAACCAGUUGAUUUAAAUACCUGGUGUCUCUGUCUCUUUCUCUCUCUCUCUCUCUCUCUCUGUCUCUCUGUCUCUCCCUCUCUUUCUCUCAGCUUUUCUCUUUUUUUUUUUUUUUUUUUUUUUUCUGUUGUUUGGGGUGGGGGUUUGGAUUCUUUUGUCGUCAUUGCUGGUGACUCAUGCCUUUUUUUAAUGGGAAAAACAAGUUCAUUAUAUUCAUAUUUUUUAUUUGUAUUUUCAAGACUUAAACAUUUAUGUUUAAAAGUGAGAAGAAAAAUAAUACUCAGAAACUGGUUCCAGAAAUAAUGCAUCUUAUAAUGUGUCCCGAUAACGAGCUGAUGUUGCGGGAAGAUUUUUUUCUAUAGUGAACUCUGUGGGCAUCUCCAAGUAUUACCCCUGGACGAUAGGAAUUGACUCCGGCGUGCACACAUGUACACACCCACACAUCUAUCUAUACAUGCUGGCUUAAGCCAACCUCUUGUCUUGCAGAUGUAGAAAUUGUUGCUUUGUUUCUCUGAUAAAACUGGUUUUAGACAAAAAUAGGGAUGAUCACUCUCUUAGACCAUGCUAAUGUUAAUAGAGAAGAAGCAGUCUUUUCUUUCUUCUAUGUGAAACUUGAAAUGAGGAAAAGCAAUUCUAGUGUAAAUCAUGCAAGCGCUAUAAUUACUAUAAAUAAGAAAAUUCAAGAAGAUUCAAUCACUGUAUAGAAUGGUAACGUACCAACUCAUUUCUUAUAUCAUAUUGUUAAAUAAACUGUGUGCAACAGACAAAAAGGGUGGUCCUUCUUGAAUUCAUGUACAUGGUAUUAACA